UUACCCAUUAGAACUCAAUAAAUAAUAAUAGUCUAACAAUAAAAAAUAAACAAAUUCUUAAAGCGAUUCAAAGCAUUCAAUCCAGGAAAUUCGUGAUUUCCAGGAGGAUAUGACUCCCACAACACAUCGCACGUCGAUUUUAAAAGGACAAAUGGUCUGAAACUGAAUCUUUCCUAAAGAGCUGCAUUGCAACGCCGCAGAUUGCUUCCGCACUGGCUACACAGCUGACUGUCAUGUUAAUGCGGGAGAAUGAAUAACUCCCAAUGUGCCAUUACUGACAAACGAAGAAGACCAACACGCAUUAUCCGAUGUAUAUAUGUGGUCGGAUUCAUGGACCUCUUUGGGGUCAGUAUGAUCAUCCCAUUGCUGAGUCAUCAUGUAAAAGAUCUAGGAGCAAGCCCCACAGUGGCUGGGAUUGUAGGAUCUACUUAUGGAGUAUUACAGCUCUUCUCUAGCACUGUGGUUGGAAGUUGGAGCGAUGUGGUAGGGAGGCGCUAUUCACUGCUGACAUGCCUUUUGCUCAGUGCAUUUGGAUAUGGCCUGCUUGGUCUGUCCUCUAGUAUUGCACUUUUUAUGCUGGCAAGGAUACCAGUGGGGCUAUUUAAACAUUCCCUGUCUAUCUGCCGAGCGCUCCUGUCAGAUCUUGUGUCUGAGAAAGAGCGGCCUCUAGUAAUGGGCCACUUUAAUGCUGCCUCAAGUGUGGGAUUCAUUCUGGGACCGGUGGUGGGCGGAUACCUUACUGAACAUGAGGGGGGUUUCUACUUGUCCUCAUUUUUUUGUGCAUCCAUUUUCCUUUUAAAUACAGGUUUGGUCUGGAUGUUACCAUGGAGCGAAACACUAAAUCACCAUACUGACACAAUUGCUAAUACUAAUACCAAAACCAGCAAUUCCUAUGAUGGGUUAAACUCAUCCCCACAUAACUGCUCAGACAAAAAACAAAUUCGGCAUCAGAAUGCAUUUGUAGUCCGUAGUCAAGCAGAUCGAGGUUGGAGCUGGAUGGACAUGUCCCUCUUCCAGCCUGCUUGGAGACAGCUGACCUCAGUUUGGAUUCAGAUCUGCAUGCUGGCUUCCUCUGAUAUGUGGGACUUGUUCCUGGUGCGUCUUCUAAUGGCUGUGGCUAUUAUGCUGUACUACAGUAACUUCUCCUUAGCCAUGGAGGAGCGCUUUCAUCUCAAGCCAAAGGUAACAGGCUAUCUAAUCAGCUACAGCAGUACACUGGGGGCCCUUGCUGGCUGCCUGGUGGGGCCCGUCACCCACCUCUAUGGCAACAACAUGUCUGCUUUAUUGCUGCACUCUACUGUGCUCACUUGCACGGUGAUCUUCCUGUAUGCCACAGCACUCAGUGUCUGGCAGGUCUUGCUCACCUCUACGUUCUUUACCAUCUCUACCACUAUCGGACGCACCUGCAUCACUGACUUGGAGCUGCAGCAUGGUGGGUCCCAGGCUAGUGGGACAUUGAUUGGGGCAGGGCAGUCUGUCACAGCUGUGGGACGGGUACUUGCACCUCUGCUCUCUGGUCUGGCUCAAGAAUUCAGCCCCUGUGGACCUCCUAGUUUGGGGGUUGUGCUGGCACUGGUAGCUGUGGGUUUGCUGCUUGUGAGGACUCCUAAAUGGGACCGUAUAACAAAGGUUAAAUACAACAGUGACUAAAACAUGAGAAGAAAACCACUCAAAGUGAAUGAAAGAUGAAGGACUGUGGUGGCAGCUGUCUUUUUUCCUCUCAGGUGAUGUUAUGUUUUUUUAGAGAUCUUCUGGGUUUAACUGUAGCUUGGAUAUUUAUACCAGAUCUGGAAUGUCAAUGAGUCAUAACAAUGCAGGACCACUUCAUGAGAUAUGAUUAUUGGUAAGGAUGCCUCCUGAGCUGGCAAGUAACUGCAAAAUGAAUAGCCGAAAGAGUCUGAUGCAUCUGAUAUGUAUGAUUGUGAAUGUUUUGAAAAAAUACCAGAACAUUGUGCUGUUCAUUUCAAAACCAAUGAAUAGUUUAAAAUCAAGUCAUUCCUAUUUUUAAAACAAUCAGAAGUGGGACAUUCACCAUUGAAACUUGUAUCUUUGUUUCCUUACAACACUCUAAACUUUCCAAGUAAAAGUUAGUUACCAAUAAAAAAGGUAAGGUCUCGGGCUCUCAAGAAAUCAAUGCAGUAUUUUAGCUGGAAAACAAUAUAAGUACAUGUAGCAGGGUGGAGGGCGGGGCCGGGUCAUGAUCCUACACACCCGGUCCCGUAUUAGGCUAAUCAAGUCUCCCGAGAGGGAUAAAGGUUGACUGCAGAGGAUC
Messenger RNA from Xyrauchen texanus (razorback sucker), 2272 nucleotides. RefSeq names its product major facilitator superfamily domain-containing protein 9-like. Gene Ontology annotation, molecular function: transmembrane transporter activity. Gene Ontology annotation, biological process: transmembrane transport. Lineage: Eukaryota; Metazoa; Chordata; Actinopteri; Cypriniformes; Catostomidae. The record is from RefSeq and is a predicted model, not a curated record. The transcript has 6 exons. The coding region runs from base 250 to 1650 and encodes 466 amino acids.